Messenger RNA from Ectocarpus sp. CCAP 1310/34, 1327 nucleotides. Lineage: Eukaryota; Phaeophyceae; Ectocarpales; Ectocarpaceae. The record is from the annotation of a GenBank genome assembly.
GCCGUUGUCUUCACAUUAAAUUCGUGUCGGUUGGAACAGCAAAUCUCAUCUUCCCCUGCCGGUGGAAUGGAUCGUCCAAUCCAUGACACUAAGAAUCGGCUGAAACCCGCCGAGCUACUGGCAAUGCCGACGAUUCUGUGGUCAUCUGUCCCUAGCCAAUUCCGUUGAAAAGUGCGGAUGGAAAAUCUGGCAGUGUUCUGUCGAGUAGGGAAAGGCAGGGCAACAACGUGCCGGUACGAUCAAACUCACAGCUUCGGGCUGGCGGCCAGGAAAGCCCGUCUGGUGACGUCCAGUUCCAGGUCGCGCAUUUGGCAUCCCGGAAAUAUCACUUUCACCACGAUGUGCGUGCAGUCCUGGCAAGGUUUCGAUUUCGCGUUCAAGUGUUGCAUGACGCGUACGUCAGAGAGAACCAUCAACAUGAGCCUGCUGCUCAGUGCCACACUUGUGAAGGAACGGAAAGCGUUCGGUAGGGGCGACCGUUCUGCUGUGCAAGAGUUCGAAGCACCGCGACGGCGGGGGGUAUGCCCUUAUACCUUUUCAUGCUUUUUGUCAUCGUCGGUCUACUGAUCGACAAGCUUGUCGUACAUCCGCAUGCUUUCAACCGGGGUGCGCAAAGCUUUGGUGUCGGUAUCUCGCCGUUGCAAAUGGUCUGCGUGCUCACUAGGAGGCGCGUGGUAAAGGUUACCUGCUGCACAGUAACACCCCAUCUGUGCUCACCAAAGAAUAUCAAAGGGUACCGUGUUCUAAACUUCCAACCCACCUGGGAGCCCGGGGUUUUGCCCGCCAUUCCGAGAAAAGUGUCCUCGGUCAUGACGCUCUGCUUGUACACAAAGUCGUACCUGAUGCGAACGACACGUUCCGUUCGAGGUCGCCGGGUUAUUCCGGGGAACUUUUGGGGAAGUACCCUUGCGUUAGACUGGCUAAGUUUGUUGUCCAAGGAUCAACAAGUGGUAUCUGUUUGUUGUUGUUCCAGUUUAGGAGGCGGUUGUACACCCUCCGAGUAUGGGUAGCAAGUGGAUAGCCUCUACUCCGUAGUAGCACGAGGAAGGACACGGGCCAGUUUUUAGUGCCGUGGAAGGAGGCAGCGUGCUUCCUCAUGAAUAACAGAAGCGAAGGUGUUCAAAGAUUCUGAAUUGUGUGUGUUUUGCGAGUGUACAUGCGUCUGUGAAGGCCGGUAGUCUAUGACAGUCUUCUUUUACACACGUUCGGUUUAGUGACGUUCUGUUGGUCUGUUAGGAGAACCAUAAGCAGGAUAUGAGGUCUCACUCUGGUUGGGGCCGCUUGUCAUUAGGGUCGAAAAAGGCGUCGUCGUGCUCCUGGGCCUCUU